Leishmania major strain Friedlin is the source of this 16929-nucleotide messenger RNA. RefSeq lists its product as hypothetical. The coding region runs from base 1 to 16929 and encodes 5642 amino acids. Gene Ontology annotation, biological process: protein targeting to vacuole; protein retention in Golgi apparatus. Gene Ontology annotation, cellular component: extrinsic component of membrane. The transcript has a single exon. NCBI's taxonomy places the organism in Eukaryota, Euglenozoa, Kinetoplastea, Trypanosomatida, Trypanosomatidae. The record is from RefSeq and is a predicted model, not a curated record.
AUGCUGGAAAAGUACAUCGCGGCACUGUUGGUGCCGUACUUGUCUAAAUACGUUGAGAACAUCAACGAGGACAAGCUCAAGGUCAACAUAUGGAGUGGGAAGGCGACGCUGAAUGACCUCGUGCUCCGCCCGGAGGCGCUGGAUGCGCUGCUGAACUCCGCGGCCGACGAGAGCGACGGCUGCAGCUGUGAAGCGUCCGGCGACGCCGCGACGUCGCCAAAGUCGAAGCCAAAGAAGCCUCUGCUGCCCAUCAAGACAUACCGUGGCAUCUGCAAGAAUGUCUCUCUCUCGAUCCCUAUCAAGCACCUUCGCUCCGAGCCCGUUGUGCUGGAGGUGGGGGAGGUUUUGGUAACUCUAAAGGGUGCGCAUGCCGGUAGCACUGAUGGAAUCGGUGCGGCGAUGGUGGGCAGCAGCAGCGGCAGCGUCAAGCGGAACGUGAAGGCGGAUAAAUGGGCUGCAGCGGCUGCAGCAAAGGAAAAGGAGCUCGACGCCUUUGAGGCGGAGCGCAAGCGCCAGCGUGAGCAGGCGGAGCAGCAGCGAACAGCAACGCUGCCCACCUCCGGCAGCGAUGCGGCAGCACAGACAGGAAGAGGAGGCUUCUUUUCUCGACUCGGCGAGCUGGUGGUGAAUAACAUUAUCGUCAAGGUGGGUACCGUGCACAUCCGCUACGAGGAGGAGUCGACGGAGACAGUGCUGGGUGCGGUUCUAGGCGGCGUGCAGUUGCUGACAAUGAAUGAGUGCACGGCACAACCUAUGUUCACCGACCCCUGCGGGCUGCAGCGGAUGUGGAAGCGGCUUGUGUUCAACGAUUUGCAGGUCUACUGCGAUGACCCGACCCGCGUGCGGGCGAACGCCGCGCUAGGCCGCACCUGGCUCUCUCAGAUCGACGACUGGCAACAGUGGUACCACCGCAUGCGGCAGCGCGUGCGGGAUGGCAAUGUUGCCUUGUCUACUGUCCUUGGCCCUGUGUCAGGCACUGUGGAUGCCAAGGUGGUCUUUAAGUUGUGUGUGCGCCAGCUGCUCGAGACACCGUUUGCGGAUGUGGCGGUGAAGUUGCAGUACUUGAUGGUCAACCUCACCCGCCCACAGUACACGAAGUUGCUGCAGACCGCGAUGCUCUUCACCAACCAGGCCGAGGUGUCCCAACUGCAGAGGUCUCGGCCGCGUGUGCCGGUGCUGGGGCACGCGCGUGAGUGGUGGCAGUACGCGAUCUGCGCAGUACGCACCGUACUGCGGGAGCCGAAGCGGGAGAAGCUGCUCGCGCAGGUGUCUCAGGUGUGCAGGCCGGACUACCAGGUGCUCUACCGCGAUGUUGUGCGGCAGACAGAGAUGACGCCGGAGAAGAGGAAGGUCUACCGCUUCGUGACGCGGCUUAUGACCACGGAGGACAUGAAGGCGGGCCGCAAGUGCGUGUAUGCGCAGAUCGCGAGUGAGAUUCAGCUGAAGCGGAAGGAUAACGAGAUACGCAAGGCGGAGGAGAUGGCGAAGCAGCAUCUGACAAGCGUCGAGCAGCAGCAGCAGCGAAAUCCGAAGCGCUCCUGGUUCAGCUGGCUGAGCGAGCGUAGCACUGGGUCCUGCACACAUGCCACCGCUGCCCAGAGCGACACCGCAAAGGAAAUCGAGGCGGACGAGAAGCUGUUCAGGUCCAUCGAGCUUGAUUACGGGAUCAGCGCUGCAGAUGCCGCGGCCGAUCAUACCGCGGCCGCCGACCUCAGCGGCGUCGGCAGCGGCAACAGUCUGCCACCGUCGUAUUGCUGGCUGCACGCAAGCUUCGACCUCCCGCUCACGAGCUACUGCAUCGACACGGAGAAGGAGGAGUCUAUUACCCUCAAACUGUUUCAGCUGCGCGGCGGGGUCUCGUCGUAUAACAAGCCGAACUCGCUGCUUUUCUUCUUCAGCACCCAGAACAUCACCUUGGCGAAUCCCACCUCCUCGCCUGCGGCGCUCACCAGCAUCCGCUCCAAGGCCGCCGCAAGCUCGUCAAGCGGCUGUGACACUUUGGUGCCCUACCUCAUCGAAGGCGUGCAGGUCGAUCGCCAAGCUUGCAAAUCGAGCCCAAACGAGGUGCGCGUCGCCAUGCGGUCGCUCACGGGCGUGGAUAGCGGCAAGCAUUUAUCGCCCGACGCGCCCACGAUCUACGACGUGAUCAACGUGGACAGAAAAGGACGGCGCUUGUCCUCGCUGACGCCGGUGCCUCUGUUGGGCACUCGCGAUUCUAUCGGCAGCGGCAGCAGCGGCAGCGAGGAGGGCCAGCACAGAACACAGCGCGACUGCGCCACGCCGCUCUUCAGCAUCACGGGAUUCCUGAACCCGGUAGAGCAGCCGCUGCCCGACACGUCGGUGGACAUGGCCAUCAGAGUGCAGCUGCUCCCACUGCGCAUCGUGGCAGAUCUGCGCACCAUUGAGCAGCUGAUCCGCUUCUUUUCGCUGCCGGCUGGGAUGGACGUGUCGGGCUUUGCCGAGUCCACCAAGCAGGCGGCGUCUGCUGUCGGGUCGGCGGCGACGCAUGAGGUGCGCGCUGCCAUGGCCAAGGCCAAGGGGCUGUACGUGACGGUGGACGCAUCGGCACCGGUGCUCAUCCUGCCCAAGAGCCUUAGCGCAGAUGUCCAGGAGCCAGCCCUGUGCGUCUCCUUAGGUCGUGUGCUCUUCAAGGUGCGGCCCCUCUCUGAAACGGAGAAGAAGCGGCGACUGGAGGCCGCCGUUGCCAUCGCAAGCGGCAAGUCUGGCUCGUGUAGCAAGGCGCCGGCGCGGGUGGCCGCGGACGAUGAGCCCGGCAGCCUCACCAGCGCUGCUGCGGCCGAGGAGGCACUCUACUACUACCCGCACAAGGCGAGCUUCUCCAAGUUUUACCUUGAAUUGACAACACUAGAGAGGGCGAUGCGGCGGCCGCAGCAAGGCUUCUUCUUGGUGCCGGAGGUGUCGAUCGCGGCGGACGUGCUGCAGCGCAUCGAUGACUGCAAUACCGCUCGUGAGGCGGUGGUACUGCGGCUGAGGGUGCCGUCGCUGCGAGUGGCGUCUUCGGUGCACCAGAUCUACCUUGUCACCACCAUGAUGGAUGCCUGGCUCUCUAACCUACGAUCACCUGCGACUGCGUCCAGUCGCACGGGCUUACCGGGAGGUAACCGUAGUGGAGGCGGCCCUGGCGGCGCGGGCAUGGCGGCGCCGCCGCGGCUGAACAUGGAAUUGCUACGCAACAGGCCCGCUGCGUCAGAGUGCGGUGAAGUGCACCGCGGCGACGCGGCGGCAAGCACAGGGGAUCACGGCAGCGCGGACGCAGCAGCCAGGGGUUCCUCAGAGUUGGGGCACGGCUCUAGGGCAGUGUCACAGGCUCGUUCGUCUCCUGCCGAAGCAGGGAUGCCCAGCAGCAGCCCAAACAAAAUCGACGCCGCGCACGUGACUCCAGCAGGCAGCACUGACCUGCCCGCGAUGCGGCUGGAGCUUCUCGUCGAACGCCUAGGGCUCGACGUGCACGACGACGACCCAAGCACGCACGCUGUGUCGCCACUGCCCGCUUUCCAGGUGGAGUGCGGGAGCACCGAGCUCAUCCUGGCCGUGCGUAGCCUUCACAAGAAGAUGGUUCUCUGUCUGACGAAGCCGCACAUCGCUGCUGCUCGCGACACCGACUUUCCCAUUUUCUCUGUCGGCAGGGUGCGAGUGGACCUUCUCUUCUCGGAGGGCGAUGCCCCGACGGCCGUGGCGCUCAGCCUCGACUCUGCGCUGAACGUGUGCGUCGGUACACCGUGCGUCGAGCUACUGGAGACGGUUAUGGACAUGGUGAACCUCACUCUCUCCGCCAUGGAUAGCAGCUCCCGCGGCGUCAGUAACGGCGUGAACGCGAAGACUGCAGCGCUUUCGGCCGCCGCGACAGCGGAUCGUCCGGCGGACGGGGGUCUCUCCUACCUUGUGCCCGCCACCAGGGCCGCCUCCUCCGUGGCGUGUGACGGGGCCAGCACGAGUGACGAUCUGGCGCCGUCGUGCUCAAUCAGUGUCGCCAGCCGUGUUAGUGACCUCGCGUAUCAAAUCGACCUUGUGCAGCAGCAGUGCUCAAUCCCGAACCGGCACGUGGCAGACGUCUUUGUGCACAUUCCCGGGUCUAUCACCGUCACACUGCUGAACCGCACUCCCGGGAAAGACAAAGAUGUGCCGUUCGCGUCGGCCAGCAUGCGCGCGGUGGAGCUGCGGCUGUCCAAGUACACGGUCACGAUGGAUCUCUCGGGUCACGUCGGCGAGGUCGCAGCCAGCGUCCUGGCGUCAGUUGGCUUGGCAGAAGCCAACCGCACGCUGCUGGCCUAUCGGCCCCCCUCUGCGGACACGAAUGCUGGGGGCGGUGCUGCGGGGCCGUCAGAGUUGCCGUCGUCCGCAAAGUCGGCCGUCGUCGAUGUCGCAUCAGCGUCGCCAUCGACCGGUGGCAAAGCAGGAGAGGGCGACACUCACAGAAGCAGCUGCAGCCGCCCGCGCUCUACGAAGCGGCUUGACACGGAUGCGCCCGAUCAGAACGUGCACAUAAGCUUCAGCUUUCGCAAGAGUCGGCCGGUCAUGCCGGUCUUCGCCGAGGUGGAUGGAAAGCGGUCUCUGGUGAAUGCGCAGGAGCUGCGCUACUCUAGCGCGAUGGAGCUGCAUGUGGGGGCCAGCGCCAUCACCGUCGACCUCCACACCGUCAUGAUCUUCAAGACGUACUUCACGGCGGGGCUCUUUUCGCGCAUCAGCCGCUUGGCGGAACGCCCCGUGUACAAUGGCCGCACCCUGCCGCUAACUCGCGAGGGCCCGCGGCUGCUCAUGAGCAUGCGAGUGGUGGUUCGUGACACCCUCGUUGUCCUCCCCGUUGAUCCACGCGCCAGCGACAGCGCCAACCCUGCUGCCGUUGCCACAACCCAUUGCUUCUACGCGUCCCUUGGCAGCCUGGCCCUGCAGGACAGCCUCCGCGCAACAGAGGGGCAGGAGGCCAUGAUCGUCUCGCUCGGCGAGGUGGGCAUGUGGCGCGAGGAGCUGCGUGCUUUGCCUUUGCGGUCUUCACAGCCGCGUGAGAGCAGCAGACCUCUGAAUGCACCGCUGCCGGUCAGCAAGCGCUCCUCUCUUUUGCCCGCAGAGACGCACCUCGAGAUGGCUGUGCACACCGCGCUCGACCUUCAGUCGGAGGACCCGCCACGCAUCGACAUCCGCAGCGAGGACGUGUCGCUGGAGCUUCGAGAGACGGACUUGGUGCAGCUGGUCACUCUGCUGCGCCAGAACCUGACCCGCACAGACCCGGCCGAUAUCGCAGCCUAUGCGUUGGAGACUGCCGAGGUGCGCCAGAUGGUGCUGGGCAAGAGCGGCGAGCCUGUCGCGGCGCAGGGAGACAGCACGAGCGUCUUGCGUGGUGGGGCGUCGUCUGCGGGGGCAGCGGUGGGGGCGAUCCGCCGCAACGGCGGCGCUGGGGGCAACCGCAGUGGCGAUCUCUGUGUGUCGAUGCAGCUCGGCAAGAUAUCGAUGCUGCUUUCCGACGCAUGCGGAGAGGCGGCGGGCAACUGUAUCGCCGCGUCAUCGUCCCGCUUCCAGCUGCAAAGUACAGGCGUAUCGAUGUCGGUCGCACUGCCGUCCAACUGCGUGGGCGUGCGGUGGAAGAGUCUCGAGCUGGACGACGUUCGUGACAACAACCGCGCGGCGCUAGUGUGGUGUGAGGCGGGCUCGCUGCACUUCUCUGACUCGCUCACCACACACGGCAUUCUUAUGCGCGACUUCGGCGCCCGACGCACUGCCUUGCGCAGCGCCGACGCAGAGAUGGAGUCGAUGAUGGGCACCGUGGGCUGCAGCGAUGCGAAGGACAGCGGCGGGCACAGCAGCGGCAGCGUCGGCGCGUCGCCGUCCUUCUCCACGGGUGCCGCUGCUCGUGGCCUCCACAGGACUGCGCCUGCGCAGGCCACGAGCAGCAUCGAAGGCGACUCCGCGGCCAGCACGCAGCUUCUCACUCUGUCGGUGCUCUCCGCCGACUUCACUCUGCGCCGCUUCGCCGUCUCGGACCAGUGGCUGGCACUUUCCGAUCUCGUGUGCAACGAGGCGGUACUCUCGGCGUGGACGGCAUCGCAAACAGGAAUGACGGCUGCCAUCUGCGCAUCCCCGCCGGCCGGCUACGCGGGAGGCAACAGCGGAGGUGGUGGUGCAGCAUCGAAGAGCCGGACCGCCGCCACAGGCAGCCGCAGCGGCAUGCGCGUCAUCGUCACCACCCCUAGCGUCGUUAUCCCGUUCCUGAACUCGCGACGCGAGACGCUCAUCGAGGCGCACAUCGGCGCCCUCCUCGCGGAUGUGGUGCAGCUGCCAACCGUGAAGCAGGUCGCCGUGAAGGUGCGCGAGCUGAGCGUGGUGGACGCGCGCUCAGGCGAGAAGAUUCUCUGGAAGCGUUCCUCCUGCGGACGGCCGUCCUCUACCCGUGUCGCCGCCGGCAACGCCCUUGCGCCAGCCCCGGCGACCCAAAGUGACUGGGGGGACGAAUGGGAGGAGGCGGACCUGCCGUCCUCGCCGCUGAUCACGAGCGGCGGUGGCGCUGCGGCCGAGAGUGCAAGCAGCGCGCCCGAUGCUUGGGCCUCGGUCACCGCCGAUCCCGACCAGGCCGAGGUGCUCCAAUUCACGUUCAAGUCGGACCCGGUGGCGAACAUCAACAAGAUUCAGCUCGGAAUCGGCGAGCUACACGCGCUGGUAUCGAUGCCCAUCAUACAGGGGCUGGCCGACUACUUCGCCUCCCCGGCGGGGCCGGUGGCGAAGAUCGCAAGCCUUGGCGUGAUGCGGGAGCAGCGGGCCCGCAUGGCGGCGGCCGCCCAGCAGAUGGCUGACUCCUCUCUCCUUGUGCUGAACGUCCUGUGGCAGCAGCCACGCAUCAUCCUCGCUGGCGACGCGAUGCAGCUGCGACGGCGGUCUGGAAAUCUGGAGAUGCGGCUCGGCGUCAUGCGGGCGGCGGUGCGAAUGAACUCCAGCGCUGCGUCGCUGUCGGUGGUGGUGAAGGUGCAGGAAUACAGCAUUCCCUCGUUGCUGAAACGGUCCGCGCUGCGCUUCGCGUACGAGGCGAACUGCGGGGUGGAGACGAUCGACCUGCAGAUGAAGCGGACAACGGCGCUCUUCCACCCCGCGGAGGUAGAGCGACUCGUGCGCCUCGCGCACCGUAAUGUACUCAUGCCGCGCGACGUGAACUACUACGGCGCAUACGAGAAGGCGAUGGCGCAGCAGAGCGGCAACCUUGCCACACCCGCUGCCGCACCGAUGCCGACUUCGGCACAGCAUCAGUCGGCCACAUGCACAUCGCAUGCGCCUCCGGCGGAGGGCAAGAAACCUGCCAACUUAGCCUCGUCGCCACCAACCCCCUCGCGGACUGUUAAGGUGCACAUCGACGGCUUGCUGGUCGCUGUUCACGACAUCGCUGGAGUCAACACUCACACACUCACGCUCGCGGCGCUGGACACCACCGUCUUGCCGAACGGCAGCGUUGCGCUUACUGUUCCGUCGCUCGGCAUGCUCGACCAGUCGACGGGCCGCUGCAUGCUGCAGAGCGAAACGGUGGCUUCUUCAGCAGGCUCCGGCGCAGGCAGUCGAACUGCGCACGCGGCGGCAUCAGCAGCGGCGCCUGCGGGGAGCGGCAGCGAUGGCAAGGUGAGCACCGACGCUGCCGCCACCCCGGCAGAGGCAGCGCUGCGUAUCGCCUUCCAUCCUGCUAACAGAACGUCCGACGUCCAGCUCGGUGCGGUGCUUGUGACGUUUAUUCCACAAAGCAUCGGCACGCUUGUGAACGCGCUCCUCUCGGUGCACAUCCCCAGCCCUGACGAGCCGGACACCGGCGCCUCUUCCGCUGCCCAGCCGAUCUCUGCCAACGCGGUUGCACCAAGGUGCGGCAAAGGCGGCGAGAGGGCGACAGGCAGCACCGUCGCAGCCUCCACCGCUGCAGCCGUGACGCAUACCUCGGCUAUGCCGUUCACCUUCAAGGCCACACUGGUCGAGUGCCGUGUCCGUUUCUGCCAGGGCGACCGCGAGGUGGCCGUGCUGCAUCUCGCACGCAUUGCGUGCUGCUCGAACUCGUACCCUAACGGCGCUAAUGAACUCACCGCGACGCUGGGCAAUCUCUUCAUGGUGGACAGGAUCAGCGUGAACACGAACUACCGCACCGUUAUAUACCCGUAUGAGGACACCGAGGCCGGCGACGCGCCGGGCCCAGACGCGAAUCCGACAGGUAGCGCCGGCGCUGCGGUGCGCAGUCUGGUGGCACCGGUGGAUGCGCUGGUGACUUACGAGGUGAAGACAAGUGCGCCGCCCGCCACCAAGCUCACAGCGAAGUCAGGAGGUGCCAACGCCGCUGAGUCGACAGUGCCGACGUACACGCGCCACAUGAAGUGCCGCGUGGGCAGUCUCUUCUUCGUUCUGGUGCCUGAUGUGGUGCGCGCCGUUCUGGGCGUCGUGCGCGAGGCACAGGCACACAUCUCCGACGGUAAUCGUCAUAAAGCCUACACCUACGUCUCGGACCGCACCGCGGAGUCGAUGCGGCGCAGAAGCGAGUCAGAGCAGCUGAUGGAGAUCGAUGUACUAGUGCGCCGACCGCAGGCGUUUAUGAUCGACAAGCCCACUGCCACCAUGGGUGUGCUGCUCUCGCCCGGCAGCCUGACCGUGAGGAGCCAGCUGGUGCUUCCUGGUGACACCACCGCCGGGGAGAAAGCGGACGCGACGGCUGCCGCCGCCCCCUCUGCGACGCCGCCACAACUCACGGAGCCGGAGGCGAUGCCACAUGAGGUGUUUGUUGUGCAGGUGCGCGCGAUGGGGAUGCUGCUGCGGGGCGCCAGCUGCUUUCAGAAAGACUGCAACAUAUUUGUGCAGUUUCAGCGCGCGCUGCCGGCUCUGAUGGACUCCUCCACAGCAGCGGCGGUGGCUGUGGCCACGUCGACCGGUGCCGCCAAAGUGGAGGAGGGGCAGACGGCGAAAGGGGGCACAGGGGACGGAAGCGACAGAGCGGCCGUACAGCUGCAAUCGAUGCUGAAGGUGGAUGUGCCGAUACUCUCCAUGAUGCUCACCCACGAGCAGACGGACUUUGCUAUGAUUGUUCUUGGAGCGUUGCUAAACGGGACGGAGAUCGAUCGUACCCCUGCGACGACGACGAGCGCCCCAGACGACGGACGUUCCAGCGCGCGCAACGCGGUGGCGUCCUCGCCGUCAGAAGAGAAGACUGGUGGGCAGAACCGCGGUGGCGGCUCUGCGCCGGGAUUACAUAUACCGCAGCCGCCAUCGAGCUUGAGCCGCACCACUGCCGGCGGUGCGGGGUCUCAGACGACAGCUGCGUCAGGGGCCAGACCAGGCCCGCAAAGAGGCAGCACGACGGCUGGGGCUUCCUCGUCGGCCGUAGCCAGACCGCCGUCUCUGGCAGCGCAGUCCGUGCCACAUUUCUACACGCCUACGGAGGGGUCCCCGAUUACGUCCUUCACCCUCAUCGUCCACGUCGGUUUCCUGCAAGCCGAGGUGGCCGAUCUGUUCCGCCUGCGCGUCGAGGAGGCGCGAGUGCUCAGCACCGGUGUGACCACCACCGGCAAGAUGACGGAUGUCCGGGUCGACUCCAUCUAUGUGCAGCACAUCGGUGCCGAGGUGGAGGCGCCACAGCCGGUGGAUGCAGGGCUGUCGCCGUCGUCGCAGCUCGGCAACGAGCCACGAGUUGGCGCCCCUCGCACCGCGCGCAUUCAAGAGCUGGUUGACGUCCUCACCGUGAGGAAGCUGCACAUGCUCUCUGUGCAGCCGCAGCCCGUCAUCGAUGUGGACGCUGGCUCCAGCAUGGUCGAGAACACCAUUAGUGUCUCCGCUGGUGUCUUCAACGUGGCCAUCUCGCCGACGAUUCUCUUCGACACACGCGAGGUGCUCUACCUACCCUUCUGCUACAAGGUGCUGCGCGUGCCCAUUGAUCCAAUUCCGAUCCUCAGCCUCAUGGAUGAGACAACCACGCUGCAGGAGGAUGUGGUGCUGGAUAACAAGCAUGUGCUGCUGACAGCGAGCCGCACGCGGUGCUGCUACGUGCUCGACCUCAAUAAUCACAAGCUGGUGUUCACUGAUGCCCCGUCUGGCCAGAUUGUCUUGUGCGAGGGUUGCGAGCUGACCAUCACCAACGGCACCGUUCAUAUCCCGGGCAUGUACACAAUCGGCUCGUACGUGAGUUUUGCGCCGUCGACGGCGCUCUUCACAACCGACAGUGUGUGCUUUAAGAAGGAGUUCUUGAACCUGUCGAACACGGCUUUCUACCACCCUUUCCUGUCUCGACCAAUGGGAUCGCCUGGCGGUGGCGUGGCGCGGCGCGGUAGCCCGGGUAGUCCGCUGUCACCUGUAAGCGCGCGCGCCUCCAGCACCGCGGGACUGACAGCGAUCUCAUCGAUGGACACCCUGGUAAAGUCAGCGGCGCCACGUGUGCCGCACAGCACUGCCAUCGAGCUGCACGACCGCACCGUUCGACUGCUGGCCACUUUCUACUGCGACACGAUGGAGGUGCAGAUGCUCUCGGAGGAGGUGGUGGAUCUCUCCGUAGCACUGUGCAUGCAGUGCCGCAUUAAAUUUUCACAGGACAACGAAAACGAGCAGCCGGUGCGGCGGACCGUGUCGAUGCAGCUGCUCAACGUCCGCUCGGCCGAGGAGGAAGAGCACAUUUUGUUGCCGACGGACAUGGUGGUGAACGUGAGCGGGGUGGAAAAUGUGAGCGUGUCGGUAGUGCUGGACUCGAUCGAGUUCUGCACUCGCGCGACGCUGUUGCGGUCGCUUGUGGAGCUUGGCAAAGAUUUCGGCGCCGCCUUCAUCGAGGAGACGACUGUCUCGCGUGUGACGCCGCGCAUCGAGUACGAGACCGAGUCGCUUGACCCGCUGGUGCCGGUGCUGGAGGCUGGCGAGUGCCAGCACUGCGGCCAACGCGAUGCCUACCUGGCGCCGGCAGCGAACAGGCCCGGCAUCUUGUGCUACAAGUGCUGCACCGGCCACGAUCACGUCCCGGCGAUGAACUUCUGGGUCGAGGUGCCGCUGAUCGACGGCAUUGUCUUCGGGUCAAGGAGCGACAUGGCCCAUGUGUUUAUGCGGAACGUGCUGCUCUCCGUCGACCCCUCCAUGGACCUGCAACUCACGCUGCGCGCAUCGCUGUACGGUUUCAGCAACACCGCGGCGGUCUGGGAGCCUUUGAUUGAGCACUUCGACGCCAACAUCUCUGGAAGCGUCAAGGCGCACGACUACACGGUGCGCACGGAUCGGUUCGACUACGUGGUGUCACCGCAGAACAUCCGCCUGCUGAGCGGGAUGGCGGCCGACUACGGCGCCGCCACGGCGCUGCAGAAACAGCUGCGCAAGCGAUUCCGUGGGCAGAAGCAGCUGCGCACGCAGCAGACGGCGCCGAGCCAGGGCAUGCCCAUGUACGUUGACGCUGCUUUCCUCGACGAGGAGGCGUGGCUGCAGCAACAGGAAGGGCGAGAGAGCGGCUUUCAGGACGCGAACACGGCAGCGGCGCUGAGUCCUUUCGGCUCACUAGGUGAUGCUGCGGACUUGCCAGCGGAAUUCAGUGGCGCGACGGCGGGCAUGGUGAACAUGUCCAUCUUUGACGCCCUCUCGGCAGCGAACCGGCGCCUGAUCGGCGCCGCUGCGGCUCGGCAGCCGAAGCGCGUGUAUGCGCAUGUGUACGUGACGAACAACUGCGGCGUUAUACUCUCAGUUGGCGACCGUCGCGUCACGCCCCGCGGUGGCACGCUGCGCUUCGCGGCCAGUGAGCCAUCGGUGACGAUCCGCCGCGAGGCAAAGCCAGACGAGCCGCAGUACGAGGGUUACGUCACCAGCCUCUCCAACCCGCCCCUGUACGUGCAAACCACGGACAUGGUACUAGAGACGAGGGUGGUGCUGAGCCAGGAAGAGGGUGCACGCCACCUGCGUCGCACCGUUACAGUAGUCGUCUAUCCACUGCACGUCUCGCGCACGAUCAUCUGUUUCGAGAACCGGCUGAGCUGUUCGUUGGCGUCUACGCCCAACAACCCACCGAUGCGGCCGGGGGAGCGCUUCUACGUGGCACCAACGGUCGACCUCAACACCUCUAUCUUGGUGCAGCCCGUGAACACACCGGACCGGGCCGAGUACGAAGCUGGCAAGCCCGUGACAGAGGCGCUGGGCGGCCGCGUCUCGCGCGGUCCGUCAAAGAUGCCCACGCUGCAAGAGGUGCUCUGCGGCGCGCCUCUCAUUGUGUGCUGCACGGCCAAGGCAGACGCUACCAAGUCCAUGACGCUUGCCGUCUACGCGCGGCAGGAGGAAAUGCGGGGCGGGGUGCCGACCUUUGUUGUCCAUAUCGAGUCGCGCUUCCGCCUGCGCAACAAGUUACCGUACCGGCUCAUCGUGAAUGUCAUCCCAGACGCUGACGGGUUGCUGGCGAAGGGAAAGAUGACGUCGCGGCCGGUGCAGCCACUCGCGAGUACCGUGCUGGAGGUGCGCCAGAGCACGGACCUGGGGCUGAACGGCUACACCUUGAACCAGGUCGCGUUCAUGCUAGAGGUGCGGCAGCGCGGCCGUCGCACCGCGGCCGCCGACGCGGCUGCUCUCUCUGCGCCAUCAUCGCACAAGGGGCAGCAGGAAGAGGCGGAGGAAGAGGAGGUCUUCUCCACGCUGAUGCCCGUCGCCGUGUCGCCGGGCAAGCCGCUCGUCAUUCUGCGCUCGCAGUACCGUCGUCAGCUUGUUAUUCGAGCAUCUCUUGUCACCAAUAACUGCUCCAUCAUGUUCUCCACGCCGUAUGUCCUACUGAACCACUCGCCGAUCCCGCUGACGCUGCGGGAGUGCACGCGGAGCGGGGAGAACCGGCUGUACGAAGCCGAACCCAACUACAGCGUCCUGAGCGCCGAGAUGAACGCGAGCAUCGCUGCCUGCCCGAUGGACAUCCGCAAGAGCGAGGACUUUUUUGUGAACCUCUACCAUAAGGAGUACCGCGGCGCCUGCGUCCCCCUGCACGCACAGCAGCGCGGUGUGGUCAUCAUGCAGCACUGCAGCGCCAAGGCGGGUGGCAAACAAAAGCUGCCCGCGGCCGCCAGCAGUAGCAGCAAGAAGAAGGGCACGGCGCCGUCUGCGCAUACACCCGGCCCGACGGUGAUUCACCUUGCCUACUCUUCCCAGGUAGACCCGAAUGGGUCGGUGCUGGUCACCAUCACACCGCGGUGGGUGCUUGUGAACCGCAGCCACCUGCACUUGUACGCCGCCCCGUCUACGUACAGUGGCAUCACGGCGAGAGAGGCGGCGGCGGUCACGGAGGUCAUGGCGGCGGCCCAGCAGAAGCACUCUAAGGCAGGGGGCGGCGAUGCGCCGCUGCCGACGGGGACGCCGAUGCCGCAGCAAGACAUGGACGCCAUGAAGCAUGCUUUGCAGGAAAUGGUGACGGAGGACGGAAUCGUUUUCCUCUCUGACGCCCCAACACAGGUGAUGGCGCUGCCGCCGCAUAGCGCUACCCCACUUCUCGAGACCCCCUUGUGCGGGCCUGAGAUCGGCUACAAUCUUCACAUCUUGCAGAGCCCGCUUGCCCCGCUCUACGGCACUCCGAUAGGGAUUGAGAGCAUUCACAACGAGCUCAUCAUAGCGUACAAGCCGCUUGCAGACACCGGCGACCGCGCAGCCGAUGUGGAUGUCCGUGGCGCCAGCGGCAUCGGUGACAGCUGUGGUCCCCUGCCGCAGCGCGACCGCUUCCUCGAAGUGUCGAUUACGGCGCGGGGCUCCUACACGUACGUCGUGCUAGAGCCGCCGGUGCACGCGCCGUACCUGCUGCUCAACCGUACCAACUACACUAUCAACGCGCGGGACACCGCGGUGAAGAGCAAGGGCCGGCUCAUGGCGCACGCUACCCCUGGCCACGGCACAGAGCUGUUACUCGACAACACUGUUACAACGCUGAUCCAGCUGGAGCUCCUCAGCUCCGACGGCCAUCGCCAGCUGCACAAGGUGUCCUUCGACGUUGGUCGUUCUAUGACACCGCAAGAGAUGAACACUGCCUCCGCGUCGGCUGCGGGCGUGCUCUACACACUCAGCUUUGGUGGCAACGGCCAGCAGAUCAUCGAGGUCACGCCGGCCAAGGCGGCCCUGCCCAUCGCCUACGUAGGCGUCGCGGCGCCGCCCAUACCGAUCAACGUACUGCUCAACAUGGCCGUCAUGACGCUGUCGGUGGUGAUGCCGAGCAUGGAUGUCUUGUUUUGCGCUGUCACGGACGUACGCUUCAGCUGGAACCGUCAAAAGGACCGCGAGAUGACGAAGUUCAGCAUCGAGAACUUUCAGGUGGACAACCAGACGGAGGUGUCACCGCGGUACGACUCGUGCUUCCUGUCGCUGCGCACGUCCAAGUCCACGGCGGCCGCCUCCGGCUACCUGGAGCGCAUCCUGGUGCCCGCCAAGGGUCUCAUCUGCCUAGAGGAGGUGCGGCUCGACGUGGUACCGCUGGCACUGCGCGUGUCCGACACGCUUCUUGUGGCGAUCGCGGGCUUUGUGCGGGCGGUGCGCAACGGCGAGGAUGCGCCGCACUCGAUGCAGUCAAACCAGAGUAUUGUGGCCGGCAGCGUGACCACGGUUGCCGUGCAGGAGGCCGCCGCCGCCGCCUACGAGCGCUGCCCGACACCGGCAACACUGUUUCGGAAGGCGCCCGUGCAGAUCGACAUCUGGGCCUCGCGGCUUACGCUGGAGCGCUUCAUUGUGAACCCUAUCGUUGUCCGUGUCUGGCUGACCCGUGACGUGGAUGAGCACGACUUCUUUCGGGAGAACAUCAACUCGAAGGAUGCGGCGCUACUGUCCAUGAUGCUGCAGUCGUGCGAGGAUGUCACGGUGGCGGCGCCGGGCAUUGUCACGGCGAAGCAGAGCAGCCGACUCGGCAUUUUCGCUCAGUGGGUGGGCAAGACCUACACGGACAGGCUGCUUGCCCAGCUGAAGGGACUCCUGCUGCAGUACGCGUCGUCGCUGCCGAUGAUUGGCGCGCCGCUGAAGCUCGCCUCCGGGUUCGGCAACGGCGCCGUUCGCCUCUUCCGUGAGCCGAUCGAGGGCCUCUCGACGUCGCCGUCGGCCUUCGCGACAGGGCUGGCGCGCGGCUCUGCCGGCUUUGCGCAGGAGUUUGCCGGCGGUGGCCUCGGCGCCGUCUCGAACAUCACCGCCUCGUGGGCGCGGCUGCUCAGCAUGGGCGGCGGUGUCUCAGAGCGAGAGCGGCGCAAGCAGAGCGUCUUCACGGGAUUCGCAAGCGGCAUCAAGGGAGUGGUUCAGCGUCCGAUGGAGGGCGCGGCGGAGUCGGGUGCUGCCGGGCUCGUCAAGGGCACGGCGCAAGGCUUGGUUGGCGUGCUGGCAAACCCGAUGUCGGGGCUGCUCUCGGAUAUGUCUCGGGCAACGGGCACCUUGGCGAAGCUCGUCACGGACACCUACAUUCCGAAGACGCGGCGGUUGAGGCCGAUCCGCGACUUCCACGCCAACGGCGGCGUCGCCCCCUGGCGGUCUCUGGCGUCGGUCUACCAGUAUCAGCGCAUCCAGGUCAGCACUGGCACCUGGUCAGGCGAUCAUCUCAUCUCCAGCGUCGACGGCCCAGAGUGGUACCCGUCGCAGCGCGAGAACGCCACGUACGGCAAGAACAAGACACCCAUCCCGGAGGACCGCUGGACGCUGGACCGCUACAACACCAACUUCAUGGGGUGGACGUACAGCACCAAGUACUACGGCAUCUACACGGGCCGGCUGACAGACGAGGUGCGGGUGCGGCGUAUGCGGUGGACGGCGCUGAUCCGGCCGCUGCCGUACUCGCGCGUUGCUUUCUACCUACGCGUGUGCCCUGGCAUGGAGACGCAGCAACGCCGCACGCCAUCGUCCGUCUUCACAAGGACCAUCACGAUGCCGCAGGAGAGCACGAUCGGGUUUACGUCGCCUGGUAUGCUGCAGGCGACGACGGUGGAGCAGUUACAGGCGCGCAAGAGUCGGGCGCGUGGCCCGCGAUCCUCCAGCCACAUGCGGAGCAGCAGCGGCAGUAAGGUUGGCGUCACUUGGCCUUGGGAGAGGUCGUCCUCGAAGUCGCAGCGCGCCAACUCCGAGUUCUUCGCUGAAGAGGAGUACAUGGAGAAGGCGCAGACAAUUCACGACCUCUUGCGCAGCUGGACGGCGGUGGGCCGAAACGUUGGCGUGAAGGGCUCUAUCCUGCGCAGUCACUCUGGCAUGCUCGACGACGACGAGGCCGACGAGAGGCUGCCCGACGCGGGCCAGUCGAGCACCGGCGUGAGCGAGUCACCUGCCAUUGGCGCUGGCGGGAGCGCUUCGGGGAGCGCGGCCGCCGUGGCUGGCCGCAGCACGAGCGCGUCACGCGACAAGCAAAUGAAGAUGUCGAGGCACUCGCGCAGCAACUCGGAGCUCGAGGCGCUUGCGUCGCCGAGGAUGCCGAACAGCAGCCACCAGUGCACAGGGGACGCCGACAAGCGCCGCUCUCACAGCCUGAGCAAGCGGGACAGGAGGUCCGAGUCUGUCGCCGCAGCAUCGGCUGAGGAGUCGGCGAGUUCCAUGGUGCCGGCCCCCAACCUCUACGUCCGCAGCGCCAGUGGAAAGAAGCUGCCGGUAGACACGGUCAGCACCGUGGCUCCGGUUCCUGGUGCGUCGUCGACCCCGUUGCCGCGCACGGCAAGUAACGCGAGCGCGCCACCGCCGAGCACGGUUGUCGAGGUGUACGAGUACGAGAAGAAGGUGUCGUUGCUGGGGUGGGGGAAGCGGUACCUACCCUCCGACUGCCCCGCGUGGCAGGAUGUGCACGGCCAUGAGGUGCCGAGCCGGCAUGAGAUACGCGCGCCGGCGGGGUGGAUCUGGACGACCGAAUGGACCGUCAGCGGUGGCGACCGCGACGGCUGGACGAUUGUGAGCAAGGGGGAGCGCAAUCUGCGGCGUCGCAUGUGGCAGAGGCGUCUGCUGAAGCAGGUUACUUCGCCGCCGCCACACAAGUAA